Molecule: messenger RNA, 1119 nt
Organism: Jaculus jaculus (lesser Egyptian jerboa)
Lineage: Eukaryota; Metazoa; Chordata; Mammalia; Rodentia; Dipodidae
Gene: Rpain
Product: RPA interacting protein
Exons: 7
Coding region: 242-901 (219 amino acids)
Biological process (GO): protein import into nucleus
Cellular component (GO): nucleus; PML body
Source: RefSeq, a predicted model, not a curated record
CAACCAAUCCGCGGACGUCUGUACCAAUUAUCUGUAGCCAAUCAUCGAGCAGACCUCCUCGGAAGCACUCUGGGGGAGGACCAGGCCUAAGAGCUCAGAUCUGUCUUCGUGAUGGAUUUGCUCCUAGGACACUUCUCCGAAUUCUCUAGGACUUAAAGUGGAAGCAACAACCAGAAACUACAACUCCCAGGGUCCUGUGCGCGCCCCCAGGGGCGGGGCUUAGGCGAAGUCUGGCUAAGGGAUGGCUGAGCCUUCAGGAUCUCCUCACCGCUUGCUGUACAAACUUGUGGGCUCUCCGCCAUGGAAAGAGUCUUUCAGGCAGGGAUGUUUGGAGAGAAUGAGAAACAGCCGGGACAGGCUUCUGAACAAGUACCGCCAGACUGGAAACAGCAUGCCAGGGAGAGCUUCACACAGGCUGCUAGUACAAGAAGUGAUGGAGGAAGAGUGGAAUUAUUUGCAGUCAGUGGAGAACUGUCCAGAGGCUUUGGCUCAGUUGGGGUUGCCACUGGACCUAGAUGUGCUGGAGGAAAUCCAACAGGAUCUGGCUGAUGAAGAAACGUCCAUUAUCAACGAGUACGAGAAGAGCAUACAGUUUGAUGAAAAAUGUCUCAGCAUCUUGCUGGCUGAGUGGGAAGCAAAUGCCCUCAUCUGCCCUGUAUGUACAAAGUACAACCUGAGAAUAACAAGUGGUGUGGUCCUAUGUCAGUGUGGCCUGUACAUCCCAUUGCAUUAUAGAGAGUUGACAGAGCCGAAGCUUCGUGCCUAUUUAGAGGAGAAUGUCAAUGAGCACAGUGUACACUGCUCCCACACCCCUGAAUUUUCAGUCACUGAUGGAGUAGAAGACAAGCCCAGUCUUCUCAUGAGCUGUCCGGCUUGUGAUACUUGGGUCACGAUCCUCUAAAAAGUCAGACUGGACUCACAUCACUCUACUAAGAUGGCAACAACUCAUUACUUUUGGGUAGAGGCCUUGUAUAUACAAGCUCCCCCUCUUUUUGUUUUUCAAAGUAGGGUCUUACUGUAGCCCAGGCUAACCUGGAAUUUACUAUAGUCUCAGGGUGGCCUCAAACUCUUGGCAAUCCUCCCUCUGCCUCCUGAUGGCCAGCUCAAGUCUUUUAUUUA